This is a messenger RNA of Loxodonta africana (African savanna elephant), 1437 nucleotides long. Its product is annotated as putative N-acetyltransferase 8B. NCBI's taxonomy places the organism in Eukaryota, Metazoa, Chordata, Mammalia, Proboscidea, Elephantidae. Gene Ontology annotation, molecular function: N-acetyltransferase activity. Bases 209 to 913 code for a protein of 234 amino acids. The transcript has a single exon. The record is from RefSeq and is a predicted model, not a curated record.
GACUGUCUCCUCCUUCCAGUAGCGGUGGCCUGCUUCUUCUAGGGCAAAAGGAGAAAGACACACCAUUGAACAGGGCCUCCCUAUUCCUGGGAGACUAGGAGCCAUUGAUGGGAGAGAUGGGGGGUACUCACAAGGUUUCCUCUCUCCUCCACAGGGCUGCCUAUCUCCCUCCUGUGGACUUGGAGAUUUCAGACACGGAGGUCUACCCAUGGCUCCUUAUCACAUCCGCAAAUACCAGGAGAGUGACGCCAAAGAGGUCGUGGAAUUGUUCUGCGCAGGGAUGACUGAACAUGCGUCCGCCACCUUCCGCCACUUGCUGAGGCUGCCCCAAACCCUUGUGCUCUUACUUGGGGGGCCCUUCACCCUAUUACUGGUCUCUGGCUCCUGGCUCCUGGCCCUCAUGGCCAGCCUUGCCCUUGUCACUGCCUUGAAGUUGCUUGCCAAGUAUCCCUGGACCGAAUAUAUAGCCAUGACUUUGAACACAGACAUGUCUGACAUCACCAAAAUGUACCUCAGUGAGCAGGGUUCCUACUUCUGGGUGGCCGAAUCUGAGGGACAGGUGGUGGGCACGGUGGGAUGUCUGCCAUCUAAGGAUUCAACCAUGGAGAGGAAGCAGUUAGAGCUAUUACACCUGUCUGUGGCCUCUGAGCACCGUGGUCAGGGGAUGGCGAAAGCCCUGGUCAGGUUGGUCCUCCAGUUUGCCCGGGACCAGGGCUACAGUGAGGUCGUUCUCACUACUGGGGCGGUGCAGUACUCUGCAGUUGGUCUUUAUCAGAGCCUUGGGUUCCAGAAGGUGCAUGAGUUUUUCUUGACCAUGAGCUGUAGACUAGUGGAUCUUUCUGCAAUUCGUUUUAUCUACCACCUUCCGUCUCCUCAGGUCUGUCAAGCACCGCAGCAGGGAGGGGCCCUGUAAUCUCAUUCCUUGUGUAUUCAUCAGGACAGGAUGGACUCUGCUGUAGUAACAAGCAAGCCCUGAUAUCUCUGUGCUAUGACACAAUAAAAGCAUAUUGCUCAUUCACAUCAGCGUCCAGUGUGGGUGAUGGUAUAUUGGUGUGAGGGGCUCUGCUCCAUUCAAUCUUUUUGUAUUACCUGUUUCAUUUAUCUGUUAUUGUCCUUAAGUGCUGUCAAGUCAGUUUCUACUCAUAGUGACCCUAUGUAAAACAGAACAAAACACUGUCUCGUUCUGUGGCAUUUUCAUAGUCGUUUCUGUGUUUGAGUUCAUUGUCGCAGCUACUUUGUCAAUCCAUCUUGUUGAGGGUCUUUCUCUUUUUCAUUGAUCCUCUAUUUUACCAAGCAUGAUAUCUUUCUCCAGGGACUGGUCCCACCUGACAACAUAUCCAAGUACAUGUGAUGAAGUCUCAACAAUCUCCCUUCUAAGGAGCAUUCUUCCAAAACAGAUUUAUUUGUUCUUCUGGCAAUCCAUGGUUUAUUCGGUAU